This is a messenger RNA of Moneuplotes crassus, 1517 nucleotides long. NCBI's taxonomy places the organism in Eukaryota, Ciliophora, Spirotrichea, Euplotida, Euplotidae. The record is from the annotation of a GenBank genome assembly.
AUGCAUCAAAUCAAGAAGACUGUCCUCGGCCAGGUUUUCAAAGACAAAGUCAUGUCUAAAAUAGGGGUUAACACUAAGCAUCAAUAUAACCACCUCAGAGGCAAUGAUGGCCAUUAUAUUAAGCCUGAUACUCCUGAGGAAUACAUCAAGGUUAAGUAUAAGGAUGGCAAGAAGGCUGAUCCUAAUGACUCUUCUAUUACUAGCUCAUCUGCUCCGGAGGAAGACACCCCGGAAGACCCCAAAACUCCAGCUAAGCAAGAUACUAAAAAGCAGGAAGAAGCCAAAACAGAAAGGAAGAAAGUCAUACGCAAGCCCAAAUAAAAUCACUCAAAAAGACGCAUUUACCUAUGAAAUAAAAAGACCCGAAAACAAGACAACAAAACGGUACAAAUUCUCUUCUUCAGAAAGAGAGCCAACAUUCCUCUACACUAGCAACCCUUACACCAAAACAAACGAGCAAAUCCAGACUGAAAAAUAAGAAGAAGAGAAUCAUUGAAGAAGUAGAGAAGUCAAUCGCUGAGCAAGAACUUCUCGAGAACAAACAGUUUGAGCAGGACCAACUGAGACUGAAAUCAAUGAUGAACCACCCUUUCGCGGAUCAAAAGCAGAUUCAGAGCAUCAAAAUAGAGAAGCCUAAAAAGAAGUCUAACCAAAAGAAGGAGAUGCUUAAACUCAAAACUGAAGAACUCAUCAAUAAGCAGAUUCAUAUAUGAAACAGAUUCAAACAACAUAUUCAUAAAUCGUCCAAGAAGAGAAAUGAAGUUCGGAAACUUCUCAAUGACAGUACUAAUUCAAAAAGCCUCAAUAAAAGCCUACAAAGAUCCAAAAGUAAGAAAAGAAGCAAGAAUCGGAGUCUAAUAACUAUCGAAAACCCUCUAAACAUCAGAAAGGAAAGCGUCCCUACUCUUCAAGACUCAUGCUUGGGAGAUCUCAGGACGAGAAAUGAUGAUAGCAGUAUUUCGAAAAAUAAUAGCCAGAAUGAGCAUACUUCUAAACUUCCAGAACUUAAUUUUACGAAUUCACCGAAUGGAAGAGAUAGGUUGACCAACUCCAAAAUAUGUAAUAGCAUUUUGCCCAACACUCUCCCACACCAUCGGCUGAUAAGAGAUCCAAAGCUAGACACUUUAGGCCCGUUUCAGUCUUUUGUAAAGAAUUCUGGGCGAGAAGUAGCAGAGGAACUUUUCAAACAGAAGCAUUUCUCCAAUUCCACAAUAGCUAAUUCCAAAUUUCCUUCAUUCUCUUUUGCCAAACAAACAAGUAGGAAAUCUCUGGUGAAUCUGAAACAGAAUCCCCAUGAAUCAAGAUUCAACAAUAUAGACAGGUUCCCAAGUAUUCUGAGUUCGAACAAGAAGACUAAUUCCAUUGUCAGCUGGGACAAGAGCAAGAAAUCUAUAUCUAAUAGAAGAAAAUUCAUUUCUAAUGAAUGGAAUAAGAAAAAGUCAUAUAUUCACAAAUACAAAAAGAAAGAUCUUCUCAAGCAAAACGAAUGCGAUUUGGGCUCAUUUUAUCUAGAAUAA